Molecule: messenger RNA, 591 nt
Organism: Colletotrichum chrysophilum
Lineage: Eukaryota; Fungi; Ascomycota; Sordariomycetes; Glomerellales; Glomerellaceae
Exons: 2
Coding region: 1-591 (196 amino acids)
Molecular function (GO): protein binding
Source: RefSeq, a predicted model, not a curated record
AUGGCGCGCAUUACGGACUUACCACCAGAGAUCAUAGAAUCCAUCCUUUGGAGUCUUGACAGUGUUCGCUCACUGAUUGCAGCUUUGCGCAGCUGUCGCCGUUUCUAUGCAUUCGUCCAGCAGAGCGAAAAGAUUGCGACAGGAAUUCUCAGAAGGAAAAUCAGUCCAGCUAUCUUGCCCUACGUAGCGGCCUUAGAAGCCUCCUACCUCUGCGACGACUUCCCCGAUGUGAUUCUGAAACUCAUCGAGCCUCGCCAUGACGACCCAGAUGCGCCUUCUGGCGAGUCCGACGAAUCCAAUUCCGAAUCCGAAGUAGAACUUGAAGAUUUCGAGGAGCCACUCGACGACAUCGAGGGGUCUCUUGACGAAUUUGACGACUUCGACACAGAGAGUUCUGAUUCCUUCCCUGGCCGCCGCGCCUUCAAGUUCGACUGCUUCCUCGCAGCCCGCAAACUUCUCAAGAUGCUCUAUGACCAGCCAUCCGCCCUCGUCGAUAUCAUAUUACCACCAGUCCCGAUCUUUGAUCUCCAUGUUGUUGAGCGCAGAUACGACAAGUUCAGUAAAAUAGCCACCGACUUCGCUGGGAGGUGA